AGUGUAUUAAUCUGCGUGGUAUCAUCUGUCCUAUCUGAUCUGAGAACAAUUUGGUUUUUCCUCAGUUAUACCAUAAGUAUCUUAAUUGUGAGAAUACAUGAUGAAAACUCUAAUACUGUUUUUUACAACCUUAUGUUACAUUACCCAAACAUGGUGUUAUACUGUGACAUCCCAAAGCAAGGAAUUGGAUUUUCCCAUUCAGACCUUGAACAGAGAAAAUGACAACACUUUUACCAGAAUUACCAAAAACAUAUCCAAAAUAAUUCACUGUCCGACUGGUACUAAAUUCAGCGCAUCUGAAAUGAUAUGUGUCUUCCAGGAUUCGUUCGAAACGGAUCCUUCAUCAACAAACAAACUAACUGAUUGUGAACAAAGUCAAAACGGCGCAACACAGCCCAAUCCAGAUAAUUGUAGAUCCUUUAUACUAUGCGGUCCAUCUGGUGCCUACGAAAUGGACUGUCCGGCCAAUUUGAUCUUCAACAAGGACCUGGGAGUGUGCGAUUUUCCUCAAACCCACUGCUGUUGUGAAUACAAAGAAAAAAGACCAAGUAUUUUAACAAAUUACAUGUAAUAAAUAAAAACAAAGUCAUAUAAA
Aethina tumida (small hive beetle) is the source of this 595-nucleotide messenger RNA. Its product is annotated as chondroitin proteoglycan 2. Gene Ontology annotation, cellular component: extracellular region. The record is from RefSeq and is a predicted model, not a curated record. The coding region runs from base 98 to 571 and encodes 157 amino acids. Gene Ontology annotation, molecular function: chitin binding. Lineage: Eukaryota; Metazoa; Arthropoda; Insecta; Coleoptera; Nitidulidae. The transcript has 2 exons.